GCCACCGCUUGGCCCCGUCGCCCGCCUCCCACCUCUCACUCAUGCACAUCGUUUCGAAUCUACCGCAGUGAUUGAAACAUCCGAUCAUAUAAACUAGAACGAGACGCGAGUGACAAACUUGUUGUUUAAUAAAUAUUUAUUAGUGAAAAAUGUCUGAGAAAAAGUAUAUUUUAGGAAUGGAUAUUGGCACUACUUCAGUUAAAGUAUGUGUCUACAAUCCCCUUACUAAUGAAAUUGUGGCUAAACAGAAUAAGGAUACUGCAGCAAAUAUUCCCAGUGAUCAAGGAAUAGAAGACAACAAGCAGGAUGUUCCAAAAAUAGUAUCUGCAGUACACUACUGUGUAUCACGACUACCUCGAGAUGUUUUACGGCACGUCAAGAAAAUUGGAGUUUGCGGUCAAAUGCACGGCGUUGUUUUAUGGAAAAAUAGAGCAUGGGAAAAAGUAGAAAAAGAUGGUAUUGUUAUUCGCUAUGAAGGCGUCAGAGAACAAAUGUCAGCAUUGUAUACUUGGCAAGAUACAAGAUGCAAGCCAGAAUUUUUAGAAACAUUACCAAAGCCCGACUCACAUUUACAAUGUUACUCUGGUUAUGGGUGUGCUACUCUCUUAUGGAUGCUUAAAUAUAAACCAGGAAAAUUAAAGAAUUUUACUUGUUCUGCAACUGUACAAGAUUUUGUAGUAGCUAUGCUCUGCGAUCUAGACUAUCCAAUAACAUCAGACCAAAAUGCAGCUAGCUGGGGCUAUUUCAACACAGAGAGAAAUGAAUGGAAUACUGAUAUAUUGAAAUCAAUUGAUUUUCCAGUAAACUUAUUACCAAAAGUUAUGAAGAGUGGGGAAAUUGCAGGAACAUUAAGUAGUUCUUGGAAUGGAAUCCCUGAAGGCACUCCAGUAGGUGCAGCCAUGGGAGAUCUCCAGUGUUCUAUACUCGCCACUCUUGAGAAUAAGCAAGAUGCUGUGUUAAAUAUAUCUACUUCAGCUCAACUUGCUAUAGUAGCUGACAGCAUUAGUGAUUUAGGUUGUAAAACUAUUGAACAUCUGCCAUAUUUUAACAACACUUAUUUAGCUGUUGCUGCAUCACUUAAUGGAGGGAAUGCAUUGGCUACAUUUGUAAAAAUGCUGCAACAAUGGAUGCUUGAAUUAGGAUUUCCAAUACCUCAGUCGAAGGUGUGGGAAAAACUUAUAGCUCUUGGAUUAGAUGCACCUGAAGGCACAAACAUGAAAAUAAGCCCAUUAUUAUUGGGUGAAAGGCAUGCACCUACAACAAAAGCUUCUGUGGAAAAUAUCGAUCUUUCAAAUAUACAGUUGGGUCAUGUGUUUAGAUCUUUGUGUGAUAGUUUAAUAGAUAAUAUACACAAUAUGAUGCCAAAAGAAAUUUUAUUAAAUGCAAACAUAAAAAGAAUAGUCGGGAAUGGUUCUGGUCUAUCCAGGAAUGCUGUAUUGCAGAGAGCCGUCGAACAUUAUUACAGCUUGCCAUUAGAAUUUACAUCUGGCGGAGAUGCAGCAAAGGGGGCAGCUAAGGCUGUUGUAAAAGCUACAAACUGUUUUUAAUGACUUGUUAUAAUUUGAAUUUUAAUAAAGUAGUCAUGAAACAAAA
Molecule: messenger RNA, 1593 nt
Organism: Melitaea cinxia (Glanville fritillary)
Lineage: Eukaryota; Metazoa; Arthropoda; Insecta; Lepidoptera; Nymphalidae
Product: sedoheptulokinase-like
Exons: 2
Coding region: 150-1547 (465 amino acids)
Biological process (GO): carbohydrate metabolic process
Cellular component (GO): cytosol
Molecular function (GO): sedoheptulokinase activity
Source: RefSeq, a predicted model, not a curated record